This is a messenger RNA of Trichoplax adhaerens, 1416 nucleotides long. RefSeq lists its product as uncharacterized. The record is from RefSeq and is a predicted model, not a curated record. The coding region runs from base 1 to 1416 and encodes 471 amino acids. NCBI's taxonomy places the organism in Eukaryota, Metazoa, Placozoa, Uniplacotomia, Trichoplacea, Trichoplacidae. The transcript has 6 exons.
AUGGCCGUCUAUCAAUCCAGUUUUAAGAUAUCACAAGAUCCAACCUACAUCCGCUAUACUAUGGAAAGCAGCUUUAAAGAGGAUUAUCUUCCUUUGAAUACAAAUUCUAGAUCGAACAUUUGUGCUGCUCCACUUGCAGCAAAUAUCAUGCAUCGAGAUGACUAUCAUUUGGGUCAUGUAGGGAAUUCGAUUACACGCAAUGAAUUCGUUGACAGAGGAAGUGCAUUUUAUAGUCAACAGCGAGAUGCUUAUGGUAAUAAUACUAAAGAAAGAGCGCUAAGAGCAACGACAUUUAAAAUGUUCACUGAUCCAGUAUUCCGUGGUGGUAUUAGCACUAAUAGUGAAAGUUAUCGGCGCCAUCCAAUUGUUGCUGAGCCUUCAUCGAAACCAAAAUUAUCAACCGCCAACGCCGGUAUAGCAUUUGGUGAUGUAAUGAAAACUGAGAUCCCAAUAUCGGAUUAUCGGAAAUCGUUUACAGCUCAUGCAGUUAGCCGUCCUAAGUUUGCAACGAAAGAAUUUUUUAUUAGUAAUAAAGGAACCCUUGCAGGAGAUCGUCGAAAUCCUCAAUCGAUGUAUACUACUACAUCGCAGCAAGCUCACACUGGUAAAUAUGUUGAGCCGCCACCUUUGGCUAACAUUCCACUACUCGGCUCGAAUCUACCUCAAGGUGAUCGUGAAAAGUUGGCAGUGAAAUCAACAUUACAUCAAGAAACUUUUGUCCCCCUGAACGCUAAACCUGCUAAACCAACAUCUGCUUAUAAUUUUCAAGAAACAACAUUUAGAUUAGGUUCUAAUGAUCAAAUGUUUAAUACAACGUCUCAAGAUGCGUUCAACCCCAAAAUAACAGAUGCUACCAACAAAUCCAAAAGCUUACGCUUUAAACACAUUCAGAGUUCUCUACCAGGUGGAGAUCUUGAUUAUCAACGUGGUAGGGAACGAACCUCAACAACAACUUUCAAAAGCGACUAUCCUCAGUACUUAGAUCAUACUGCUACUCGUGCUGGCAAUACUUCACGUCAUGCUGUUUCAAGCGUCCGAAUUAGCGGUGAAAAAAAUCAAAAUUAUUUUAAAACUGAAAUGUCAUCAGCUUUCAUUCCGAUGAGACUGGAAAAAAACUUGAUGCCUAAGCAACUAGAGAGUUCUGUUCCAUUAAAAUAUUAUGAACGAUCCGAUGAUCUUCCUGAAACGAAAGACAUGUAUCGACCAUUGCCAUUGCAAGUGAAGGAGAAGGCAAUCCACCAAAAUGUAAAUCAACAACGAAAAACUCAUGCUAAAAUUCAGGAUUACAGACUGAACAACUAUCAAACAAUUCAUCAGAGCGAUUACAAACCCAAGCGAGGUGAUCGAGCUGACAUUGUUAAUCAUCGAUUACAAUAUAGUUCGGUGCCUUUACACACUCUCAAUCAGGAUGUAUAA